AUGGCUCAGAUGCAACCACGCCCCAUCAACACCCAAGCUGCAUUCCCAAAGACGAACCCUCUCUACAUUGGCUCCUUCGACGACAACAUGCUGUGCCAUGGUCCCCAGUUCGUAAAGCCAAUCGACACAUCCUUCAUCACAACACAAAUCACUUCCAUCUCGAAGCGAUCGUCCCUGACCGCAUCGCCGCUGUCCGAAUCCGACGAGGACAGCGCCGUGCUGGGCGACGACGACGAGUACAGCGAGGACGAGCUUCCCCCGUCCCCAAUCAGACGCCACAGCGGCGCCAUGUCCGUCAGCCAGGAGGAGCUCCCCUUCUGCCUGAACAGGCAAGCCCUGAGGAGAGAGACGGCCGCCCACCGCGCACAGCAGCACCUUGCCCACGAGCACAAGAGGGAGCGGGCCGGCACCUUUACGGCUCACGAGCAGUGGGACUCUGAAAUCGACGGCCCUUCCAUGUCGCUCUGGAUCCCGCAGCCAUCAAAAACAAGCUCGACUACAGAGCACAAGCGGAGGCGGACCGAGACGGCUGCACCGGCCAAGAGGGAGGUCCCCGUUCAGCACCACGUCCAGCACAUCGAGGGCCCCAUGAUGUCUCUAUGGGAAGCCUAA
Molecule: messenger RNA, 612 nt
Organism: Diaporthe citri
Lineage: Eukaryota; Fungi; Ascomycota; Sordariomycetes; Diaporthales; Diaporthaceae
Exons: 1
Coding region: 1-612 (203 amino acids)
Source: RefSeq, a predicted model, not a curated record